Molecule: messenger RNA, 3186 nt
Organism: Zalophus californianus (California sea lion)
Lineage: Eukaryota; Metazoa; Chordata; Mammalia; Carnivora; Otariidae
Gene: ROR2
Product: receptor tyrosine kinase like orphan receptor 2
Exons: 9
Coding region: 230-3052 (940 amino acids)
Biological process (GO): multicellular organism development; cell surface receptor protein tyrosine kinase signaling pathway; protein phosphorylation
Cellular component (GO): signaling receptor complex
Molecular function (GO): protein binding; ATP binding; transmembrane receptor protein tyrosine kinase activity
Source: RefSeq, a predicted model, not a curated record
CCCGCGGCCGGCGGGACGCCCAGCCCGCGCCCCGGAGCCUCGCAGCCAGCCCGCGCCGCGCCCGGAGCCUCGCGGCGCGUCCGGGCCGCAACAGGAGGAAGACUAGGAGUUCUUCGAAAGGGACCAACUUGCGCAGAGCCCGGGAAAAAGGGCAGCGGACGCGCGGCCGACAGGGGUGGUGGCGCCCGGCCCCGCCGGCCCCCGCGCCCCGGCCCCCACGGCCCACGGCAUGGCCCGGGGCUCGGCGCUGCCCCUCAUGUGCGCCCGGACCGUCUGGGUGGCCGCCGCGCUCCUGCUCUGCGUGCUCCGGACCACAGGGGAAGUGGAGACUCCUGACCCGAAUGACCCUUUGGGACAACUGGAUGGAGAGGAUGGCCCUCUUCCAACUCUGAAAGGCUACUUUCUGAACUUUCUGGAGCCAGUGAACAACAUCACCAUAGUCCAAGGCCAGACAGCCAUUCUGCACUGCAAGGUGGCCGGAAACCCCACCCCCACGGUGCGGUGGCUGAAGAACGAUGCCCCCGUGGUGCAGGAGCCGCGGCGCGUCAUCAUCCGCAAGACAGAAUACGGUUCCCGGCUGCGAAUCCAAGAUCUGGACACGACAGACACCGGCUACUACCAGUGCGUGGCCACCAACGGCGUGAAGACCAUCACCGCCACCGGCGUCCUGUUUGUGCGGCUCGGUCCAACACACAGCCCAAAUCAUAAUUUUCAAGACAACUACCAUGAGGACGGCUUCUGCCAGCCUUACCGGGGGAUCGCGUGUGCACGUUUCAUUGGGAACCGGACCAUUUACGUGGACUCCCUCCAGAUGCAGGGAGAGAUUGAAAACCGAAUUACAGCGGCCUUCACCAUGAUCGGCACCUCCACGCACCUGUCCGACCAGUGCUCACAGUUCGCCAUCCCGUCCUUCUGCCACUUCGUGUUCCCGCUGUGCGACGCGCGCUCCCGGGCGCCCAAGCCCCGCGAGCUGUGCCGGGACGAGUGCGAGGUGCUGGAGAGCGACCUGUGCCGCCAGGAGUACACCAUCGCGCGCUCCAACCCGCUCAUCCUCAUGCGGCUGCAGCUGCCCAAGUGCGAGGCGCUGCCCCUGCCGGAGAGCCCGGACGCGGCCAACUGCAUGCGCAUCGGCAUCCCCGCCGAGAGGCUGGGCCGCUACCAUCAGUGCUACAACGGCUCGGGCACGGAUUACAGAGGGACGGCGAGCACCACCAAGUCGGGGCACCAGUGCCAGCCCUGGGCCCUGCAGCUCCCCCACAGCCACCAGCUGACCAGCGCAGACUUCCCCGAGCUCGGAGGGGGGCAUGCCUACUGCCGCAACCCCGGAGGGCAGAUGGAGGGCCCCUGGUGCUUCACGCAGAAUAAAAACGUACGCAUGGAACUGUGUGACGUUCCCUCUUGUAGUCCCCAGCACAGCAGCAGGAUGGGAAUUCUGUACAUCUUGGUUCCGAGCAUCGCGAUUCCCCUGGUCAUCGCGUGCCUUUUCUUCCUGGUCUGCAUGUGCCGGAACAAGCAGAAGGCCUCGGCGUCCACACCCCAGCGGCGGCAGCUGAUGGCCUCACCCAGCCAGGACGUGGAAAUGCCUCUCAUCACCCAGCACAAGCAGGCCAAGCUCAAGGAGAUCAGCUUGUCAUCGGUGAGGUUCAUGGAGGAGCUCGGGGAGGACCGGUUUGGGAAGGUCUACAAAGGCCACCUGUUUGGCCCGGCCCCGGGGGAGCAGAGCCAGGCUGUGGCCAUCAAGACACUGAAGGACAAAGCGGAGGGGCCGCUGCGGGAGGAGUUCCGGCAUGAGGCCAUGCUGCGGGCUCGGCUGCAGCACCCCAACAUCGUCUGCCUGCUGGGGGUGGUGACCAAGGAGCAGCCGCUUAGCAUGGUGUUCAGCUACUGCUCGCACGGGGACCUCCACGAGUUCCUGGUCAUGCGCUCGCCGCACUCGGACGUGGGCAGCACGGACGACGACCGCACGGUGAAGUCCGCCCUGGAGCCGCCCGACUUCGUGCAUGUUGUGGCGCAGAUCGCCUCGGGCAUGGAGUACCUGUCCAGCCACCACGUGGUCCACAAGGACCUGGCCACCCGCAAUGUCCUCGUGUAUGACAAGCUGAGCGUGAAGAUCUCGGACCUGGGGCUGUUCCGUGAGGUGUACUCGGCCGACUACUACAAGCUGAUGGGGAGCGCACUGCUGCCCAUCCGCUGGAUGUCCCCCGAGGCCAUCACGUACGGCAAGUUCUCCGUAGACUCGGACAUCUGGUCGUACGGUGUGGUCCUGUGGGAGGUCUUCAGCUACGGGCUGCAGCCCUACUGUGGCCACUCCAACCAGGACGUGGUGGACAUGGUCCGCGGCCGGCAGGUGCUGCCUUGCCCGGACGACUGCCCUGCCUGGGUGUACGCCCUGAUGAUCGAGUGCUGGCACGAGGUCCCCAGCCGGCGGCCCCGCUUCAAGGACAUCCACAGCAGGCUCCGGGCCUGGGGCAACCUGUCCACCUACAAUAGCUCGGCGCAGACCUCGGGGGCCAGCAACGCCACGCAGACCAGCUCCCUGAGCACCAGCCCCGUCAGCAACGUCAGCAACGCCCGCUACGGGGGCCCCAAGCAGAAGGCCCAGCCCUUCCCGCAGCCCCCAUUCAUCCCCAUGAAAGGCCAGAUCAGGCCCAUGGUGCCCCCUCCCCAGCUCUACAUCCCUGUCAAUGGGUACCAGCCAGUGCCGGCCUACGGGGCCUACCUGCCCAACUUCUACCCGGUCCAGAUCCCCAUGCAGAUGGCCCCGCAGCAGGUGCCUGCCCAGGUGGUCCCCAAGCCUGGCUCCCACCACAGUGGCAGCGGCUCCACCAGCACGGGCUAUGUCACCACUGCGCCCUCCAACACGUCCAUGGCUGACAGGGCCGCCCUGCUCCCGGAGGCCACCGAGGACGCACACAACGCCCCGGAGGAUGCGGCCCAGAGCCCCGUGCAGGAAGCGGCGGAGGAGGAGGACGGCUCUGUCCCGGAGACCGAGCUGCUGGGGGACAAUGACACUCUGCAGGUGGACGAGGCCGAGGUCCAGCUGGAAGCCUGAGGGGCGCGGGGCCGCCGGGCACGCGGGGGCAGCUUGAGCCCCGGGCACCGGGCUGGGGGCGCUGGUGUGCAGUCUCACUGUGCACCGUCUACUCCUCUGUGGUCCUCCUGUGCCGAUCGGGCCACUGGUGCUCG